Anopheles maculipalpis is the source of this 1298-nucleotide messenger RNA. RefSeq names its product probable protein phosphatase 2C T23F11.1. Bases 3 to 1298 code for a protein of 431 amino acids. Lineage: Eukaryota; Metazoa; Arthropoda; Insecta; Diptera; Culicidae. The transcript has a single exon. The record is from RefSeq and is a predicted model, not a curated record. Gene Ontology annotation, biological process: protein dephosphorylation. Gene Ontology annotation, molecular function: protein serine/threonine phosphatase activity; cation binding.
CGAUGGGACAGUCACUAUCGGAACCGGAAACUUCCAAACAGUCAGCCUUCUGUCAGAAUGAUUAUUACAAGGUUGGCUCUAGCUGCAUGCAAGGAUGGCGAAUGCACAUGGAAGACUCCCAUACACACAUACUCUCGCUACCGGACGACCCCGGGACGUCAUUCUUUGCCGUGUACGAUGGGCACGGAGGUGCAAAGGUGGCCGAAUAUGCAGGCAAACACUUGCACAAGUACAUCACCAGCCGGCCAGAAUAUGUCGAUAAUGUAAAGCACGCCCUCAAGCAAGGUUUUCUCGAUCUGGACGAAGCGAUGCUGAGCAAUGAAGCGUUGCGGGAACAGAUGUCCGGUUCGACGGCGGUUGUAGUGCUCAUUAAAGACAAUCGUCUCUAUUGUGCAAAUGCUGGGGAUUCUCGUGCGAUUGCUUGUGUCGAUGGACAUCUGGAUGUGCUGUCGUUCGAUCACAAACCGACGAACGAAAAGGAAAUGGAACGAAUAAGCAGCGCGGGCGGAUACGUGGAGUACAACCGGGUGAAUGGCUAUUUGGCCCUGUCGCGUGCGUUGGGAGAUUUCGGACUGAAGCGCAACGCAAAAAAAUUGCCCAGCGAGCAGAUGGUAACGGCGUAUCCGGAUGUGGAGGAGCGUGAAGUGUCUGAAGGCUGGGAGUUUCUAGUAAUCGCUUGUGACGGCAUUUGGGAUGUGCUGUCUAGUCAGGCCGUGCUAGAGUUUGUGCAGGAAGAAAUUGCUCAAGGGAUCUAUCCGCAGCAGAUUUGUGAAAAUUUGAUGAUGCGCUGCUUGGCCCCGGACUGCCAGAUGGGUGGCAUCGGGGGUGAUAAUAUGACGGUAAUUAUCGUGUGCUUUCUGCACGGUCAACCGUACGAAGAGCUUGUCCAGCGGUGCAAGGAAGCGGUCGCUAAGCGACAAGCACGUACCAAAAAACGGCGCAGUCAUUCGAACCGAUCGCAUGAAAGUGAACCAGAAAGCUCGUUGACACCGCCAGCAUCGGAGAGCGGGGCCGGUAAGGCGGGCAAUGGCCGUUUGGAUGAUGAUUCGUCGGGCAGUGAGAGUGAACGGUCGGAAGAGUUGCAUGCACCGCUGUUGGCGACGAAUUCUAAUGGCAAGGAGGAUGUGACGGAAAGUACAACAGUUGGUAGUGGAGAAAAAGAAGCAACGGAAAACCCAACCUCUUCGUCGGAACCAGCGGCAACAAGCUCGGAGGUAGAGGUAAAGCAGAAGAAACCUCAAUCGGAAAGUAAUAAUGAUAGUGUGGAAGAUAGCAGUGAGGAGAUUGAUCUAAAGUAG